UUGCAUCAACUAUCAACCACCACCUUUUGGGCAGUCCACUCCCCCUCUUCUUAGUCACCGUCAAUUCCAAGGAGAAAAUGUCGACAGGUGAUGGAAGUGAUCAAGGCAAGGUCAAAUCAAGGCGUUUUGGGUGCAACAAGGAUAAUUUCUUUCCAGGAGAAUCAUUUCAAAGCUGGGGUAAUUAUGGAAGGGCAUUACGUGACACAAAAUCGCGGCUUAGAAAUCGCCUCCUGACACGUUCUAGUGAUGAAUUAGAGCUACAUGAAAUGCGUGGUAGGAGUCAGAAUGAGAUGACAAAAACGUUGAACUGGUUUGAUAUCAUCUGGUUUGGUGUUGGGUCUGUUCUGGGAGCCGGAGUUUUUGUCUUGACUGGACAAGCUGCGAGGGACCAUGCUGGACCUGCUGUCAUAAUAUCAUACCUCAUUUCAGGUUUAUCUGCUCUGCUUUCUGUUCUCUGUUAUACAGAAUUUUCUGUGGAACUUCCUGUUGCUGGAGGCUCAUUUGCAUAUUUGAGAGUCGAGCUUGGUGAUUUUAUUGCGUAUGUUGCUGCCGGAAAUAUUCUUUUUGAGUAUAUCGUAAGUGGAGCAAGUGUGGCACGCUCAUGGACUUCAUAUUUUGCAACAUUGUGUAACCACAAACCUGAUGAUUUCCGCAUACAUGCUUCAGUUUUAGCGGACGGGUUCAACCAGUUAGAUCCAAUUGCGGUGCUUUUAUCAAUUUCCAUCUGUGUUGGUGCAUCUCUGAGCAUUAAGGGUUCGUCAAGGUUCAACUCGCUUGUGACUAUAGUCAAUAUUUCUGUCAUGGUAUUUAUCCUUAUAGCCGGCUUAACUAAAGCGGAUGCAACUAACUUUCAACCUUUUGCACCAUUUGGCAUUGAUGGUGUUUUGAGAGCUUCUGCUAUACUUUUCUUUGCAUAUGUGGGAUUUGACGGUGUUUCAACAUUGGGUGAGGAGAUCAAGAAUCCGGGGAGAGACAUACCUAUUGGCCUCAUUGGUUCGAUGAUUAUUAUUAUAACAACUUAUUGCCUUCUCGCAGCAGCAUUGUGCCUUAUGCAGCCAUACACUCAGGUUGAUGUUGAUGCACCAUUCACAAUCGCAUUUACAGCCGUUAAAAUGAAUUGGGCGAAAUAUGUAGUAGCCAUUGGUGCAUUAGAAGGAAUGACAACAGUGCUGCUUUCAAACAUCAUCGGUCAAGCCCGAUAUGUUACUCACAUAGCACGAACCCACAUGGCUCCCCCGUUUCUCGCUGCAAUAAAUGAGAAAACCAAAACACCGGUAAACGCCACUGUUAUAAUGACCAUUGCAAACUGCAUUGUUGCAUUUUUUACUAGCCUCGAUAUCUUGGCAAACCUUCUCUCAAUCUCCACACUGUUUAUAUUCUCACUAGUUUCCAUUGCGCUAUUAGUUAGAAGAUACUAUGUUUCCGGAGAGACUACCAAUGCAGACAGAAACAAGCUUAUAGGAUUCUUGACUAUGAUCAUAGUUUCUUCUCUAGGCUUAGCUCUUGUCUGGGUAUUUAGCAAGAAUAAAGUGGGAUAUAUCGUGUGUGUAGCUCUGUGGAUUAUUGCUACCCUUGGACUAAAGCUAACUGUUAAAGAAGCAAAGAAACCGAAAUUGUGGGGUGUUCCAUGGAUGCCUUGGUUGCCAUCGGCUAGUGUAGCGACCAACGUCUUCAUUAUGGGUUCAAUUGAUGGAUCGUCCUUUAUCAGAUUCUCAAUCUGGACAGCGGGAUUGUUAGUCUACUACUUGUUUGUAGGAUUGCAUGCUUCAUAUGAUGCAGCGAAUGAAACCAGGGAAAAAUUUGAUGCUGCACAAGCUGAAGCUGCAACCAAACAUCAGAGUUACAAGUAGCAUUGUACUACUUGAAUGCAUUUUGAAGCUGCAACCAAACAUCAGGGAAAAAUUAGGUAUUUUGGUUGCUUGUUAGUUUAAUGUAGGAGUGUUCUCCUCCAAAUUUGAUGGUCUAAACUUGAAUGCAUAAACAUAGAUUUUAUCUGAAUUUUACUUUGAAGCAUAA
This is a messenger RNA of Daucus carota subsp. sativus, 2016 nucleotides long. Its product is annotated as cationic amino acid transporter 1. Lineage: Eukaryota; Viridiplantae; Streptophyta; Magnoliopsida; Apiales; Apiaceae. The transcript has 2 exons. Gene Ontology annotation, molecular function: L-lysine transmembrane transporter activity; L-glutamate transmembrane transporter activity. Gene Ontology annotation, cellular component: plasma membrane. The record is from RefSeq and is a predicted model, not a curated record. Bases 78 to 1850 code for a protein of 590 amino acids. Gene Ontology annotation, biological process: amino acid transport; transmembrane transport.